CGUAUGUGUGAGGGGAGCACUUGCCAUUCGCUAAUCCGACUCAGCCGCAGCAGGAGCGGCUGGCGGAGCAGCUUGCGCUCCCCACAGAGCUCAGCUCGCACGCCCCCAAAGGCUCUGCGCUAGCCGGGUUCUAGGCUCUGCGCCUCCUAGCCGGGUUCUAGGCUCUGCGGCCCCCGAUCCCUGGGUUCUAAGGCUCCCGGUAGCAUGGGCGGCUGCCCCCGCGCUCUGCUGCUGCUGGGCACGCUGGCCCUGCUGGCCCCGGGCCCCGCUGCUGAGGAUGACCGUGACGAGUACGACGAGCUGGUGCUGUCCUUCCCCUCCGAGGAGGAAAACCAGACAGAGGUCGCGAAGCACCUGGGCUCGGCCGCUUUCUACAGGACGAACAAGGACAUGUGGAGAUUACCCGGGCAGUACAUAGUGGUGCUGAAGGAGGAAACUCAUAAAUCCCAGACAGAGAGAACCAUCCACAGGCUGCAAGCUCGAGCAGUGAAGCACGGCUACCUAACCAAAAUCCUUCACAUCUUCCAGGAUCUGUUCCAGGGAUUUCUUGUUAAGAUGAGCAGUGAUGUGCUGGAUAUGGCUUUGCGGCUGCCGCACGUUGAUUACAUUGAAGAGGACUCCUACGUGUUUGCUCAGAGCAUCCCCUGGAACCUCGGCAGGAUCGUCCCAGUACAGUACAAGUCUGGCGAAUAUAACCCUCCCAAUAAAGGAGAUCUGGUUGAGGUUUACCUGCUAGACACCAGCAUCCAGAGCAACCAUCGGGAGAUAGAGGGCAGAGUGUUUGUGACGGACUUCGAGAAUGUGCCAGAGGAGGAUGGCACACGCUUUCACAGACAGGCCAGCAAGUGCGACAGCCACGGAACCCACAUGGCCGGGGUGGUGAGCGGGAGGGACGCUGGCGUGGCUAAGGGAGCCAGCAUUCGCAGCCUUCGGGUGCUGAAUUGCCAAGGCAAAGGCACGGUCAGUGGGACGCUGAUUGGCCUGGAGUUUAUCAAGAAGACCCUGACUGUCCAGCCCUACACCCCCUUGGUGGUGUUGCUCCCUUUUGCUGGAGGCUACAGCCUUGUUUUGAAUGCAGCUUGUCGGCUGAUGGUGCAGACAGGGGUGGUCAUGAUUGCUGCAGCUGGCAACUACAAGGAGGAUGCCUGCCUGUACUCACCUGCGUCUGAACCAGAGGUGAUCACUGUUGGGGCAACCGACUUCCAGGACCAGCCUGCCUCCAUGGGAGCCUUAGGAACAAACUUUGGCCGGUGUGUGGAUGUCUUUGCCCCGGGUGACGAUAUCAUUGGGGCCUCCAGCGACUGCAGCACCUGCUUUACUUCCCAGAGUGGGACGUCCCAAGCCGCUGCACACGUGGCAGGCAUCGCAGCCAUGAUUCUGAACACUGACUCUGUGCUGACGCUCUCUGAGCUGAGGCAAAGGCUAAUUCAUUUCUCUACCAAGAACGUGAUCAAUGAGGCUUGGUUUCCUGAAAACCAGCGGCUGGUCACACCCAACAGAGUGGCAGGACUGCCUAGCAGACUCCUAGCAGGUGAGCAGCUGUAUUGCCGCUCCGUGUGGUCUGCCCAGUCUGGGUCGACUCGCUCUGCGACGGGCGUCGCGCGCUGCAGUGGGAACGAGGAGAUGCUCAGCUGCUCAAGCUUCUCCAAGAACGGCAAGCGGCGAGGAGAGCAUAUCGAGGUUCAUGGAGGCAGGAAGCAGUGUGUGGCUCACAAUGCAUUUGGCGGCCAUGGUGUCUACGCAAUAGCGAGGUGUUGCAUUUGGCCCAAAGCUGACUGCCAGAUUCACAGCCGCUCCCUGACUGUGGAUGGUAUUUCGACAACUGGAGUGGGCUGCUCCAAGGAGAACCACAUUUUGACAGGUUGUAGCUCCCAUUCUCUUGCUGGAGAGUUUAGUGACAACGUCAGACCCGUUCUAAGGAUGGAGAUUGGACACCACCAGUGCAUAGGUAGAACAGAUGUGACCUUGCAUACUUCCUGCUGCCACGCCCCCCACGUUGAAUGCCAGGUGAAGGAACACUCACCUGUGGGCUUCCAAGAAAAGGUGGCCGUGUCCUGUGAUGAAGGCUGGACUCUGACAGGAUGCAAUGCGUAUUCCUGGGGUCCCGGCACCCUUGGCGCCUACGCCGUGGAUGACACUUGUGUGGUAAUGAGCGCCCUUGCUGGCAAAGGGACAGCGGCCAUCGCCAUUUGCUGCAGAAGCAGACAUUUGGAAAACGACAAGCACUCUUCCAACUACAAGUGAGGAUACUGCCCGUGGCCACAAGGCACCCCUGCUGAGACGAAACUGACAUCACACCAAAAAAAACGCAUUCCAAAACCAUCACCUUUCCAGAUUCCAGAGCUGAGGCCGCUACUCCCAGUUUGGUCAGGGCUGAUUGGGAUGGAAUAAGAAUCACUAAUUACUUGCAGGUGGGAGAUGUAACACAUCUAAAAUGCAAGGGUUGUUGGUGUCUGGAAAUGCUCAUUCCCAGCACCCUGAGGAUGAGAGAUUCUCUCCCUCCCCACUUCUUCCAUAGGACCGCCUAAUUUACUGCAUAUGCAUUCUAGCAGGGUGACAUUUGGCAAAAAGUCCGGCCCACCAGUUUUUCUAUUACCAAGCAGGAAGGUUAUAAGCUCAGUGUCAGUAAGUGGUUUGAGGGUGACCUAAGGAGAUGUAUUUACUGCACCAGAUCAGCGAGCACCUUUACCUGUUCUUGGUAUGGUCGUUAGGUACCUUGGUUCCCUCUCCAGCAUUCUGUGGGUAUUUGUGUUACCACCACAUCCAUUUUCUACACUCAGGGACGGAUUCUCCCUCCUGCUAUAGCCCCUGGGAGCCCCUUAGAUUUGGCAAGGGGAGAAUUCCCCUGGUUCAGGAACUGGUGUGAUGUGACCCUCUCUGCUUCCCCUAGUGCAGAAUGAUGGGUGGGGGUGAAGCUGUCGGGGCUGCCAUUAAGGUGAUUCUGGCUAGUAUAGUGUCCCAUAAGCAGUUCAGCUACCUAAGCUGUCUCAGCCUUCGCAGCAACAAACACUCAGGGUCCAAAAUGUGCCUUAAAGCCAUGAUAGUCCCCCCUCCGCCCUCGGGCUCAGACUGAUCCUCCAGGAGGUGCAGCACAGGGCCCUUGCUCUCUGAUUUGCAAUUAGCCAAAAACCCCAGUAGGGAUUUUAAAUUUUUUUUUUUGUUUGUUCCUAGUAAAAAACCCUCUUUUCUGAUCGUUCUAUAGCUUCUGUCCUCCAAGCAGAGCCCCAAGUGCCUUACAAACCCCAGCUCCAGCAGUCAUGGCACUGAAAUGUGCCAGUGAAGGCCUCUGUACAAGCAGAGCAGUGUGGGCAGUGCCAUGGAUUCCUCCACCUGGCUGCCUCGGAGCUGCUGAGGCAGGUGAGGUCAAUGGGGAGGGAAUUAUUCCCCACCGCCAGUGGAAAAGCCACCAGAGAGGACUAUCAGGGAGUUAGCCCCACUGCGGCAGCAGCAGGAAUUUGGCCCAGGCCACCACUCAGUCUUCUCAUUGGCAGUCCUCCCUGGUCACACCAUCCCCACACGCUGAUCUCUCGGUGCGUGGAGGUUCUCUGUGCAUGAGGUCUGGUACCCCCUGUCUGGGGCCCUCUGUCUGGGGCCUGUUUCCUUCGUUAGCCGAGACCAACCACGUGAGGGUCUGUUCUGAUUAUUUUGGGGAUACAGCCUCCUGUUCCCUAGGAACUGAACUGAAACCAUCACUUUACUUUCUGUAGGCACCACAGCAGGGAUCAGCUGGUAACAACCAAUACCCUAGUGCUGAAUGCAGUAUGAAUUCCAAGGAAGUACAUUAAAGCUAAUCUACAUGAGUUGUAGCUUAGCAGGCUUGGUUUAUCUCACUACCGUCCCUGACCCCCCAAUGCAUUGAGAUUGUUUCUGUAAACAUUUAUAGUACAAAAGUGAUCUUUAGGGUGUAUUCAUUUACCUUGUCAGUUUGACAAAACCAGAAUCUCUGUAACCAAAUGCACUGUUGGUGUGGGCUUUUGUUUUGUUUACUCCUCAGAUUUCAACUAGACCCCUCAGCGCUAGCUCAUCUAGUUUGGCACUUUUUGCAGCUUUAGCUUUCCCAAAAGGUACCCUAAUAGCAUGGCAAAUAGACCCCCAUUUACUCAGUCAAGCUUGCAACCUCUAGUUUAACUGCUUGCUUAAUCAGAUGUAAAUCUGUAAAGAUAAGAGUUUUUGUAGUUUUUUUUUUUUUCAAGAGAGCGAAAGAAAGUUGAAGUAUAAAUGUCGACCUACUGUGUUGCUUUAACUGGUCUCCUUUGGGGUCCUCCCUCCUGGGAAAUUUAUGUUUGAAUGAACAUGCUGUAAUUCAUUACCCGUGGUUUGUUUUUUUUUUUAUAAAGGUUUCAUAGUACUGUGGUUUUUACAUUUGUAUCUUGAAAAUAUUUAUUCUGAGUUUUAUAAACAGCACAUUUUAUAAUGUCUUCUUUUUAAAAUAAAAAUCUGUAUGCCACAGCUUGGAGUUCAUCUGUAUACUCAACUGUCUUAGUGUAACAUGGCAGGAGAUUAAAUCUGGAGGUAAAGCAUUGUGAAAGGGCAGCCAUCUCCCAGGGAACUUGCAUGGUGCUAAGCCAUCCAUGUUGCUUGAAGUUGACAGGAGAGGAGACAACUCAGGUGCAGGGGUGGUUAGACCAAAUACAGGACAGUGAGCAGGCAUACCGGCUCCACUAUGCUAAAGCUGGGAGUGAGCCUCCCACCUGGUGUAAACAAACUUGUGCUAGCAGGGCUUAAGCCAGUGCACUAAAACCAGCACUGUGGAUAUUCCAGCUUGUGCUGGAGCUCAGGCUUGUGCUCCCAAACUUUCACCUGAGGCAGAAUGGCCGCAGUGCUAUUUUUCAGUGCCCUACAUGGAGCCCCUAGCGUGUCUCUGCCUAGUGGGGCUGAAAGGGUCGCUCCCAACUACAAUGGUAGACCCUGAGUGUCAGGCCAAGAGCUUGGACAUGUGAGCCAUUCUGUGCCCGUUAUCCU
This is a messenger RNA of Chelonoidis abingdonii (Abingdon island giant tortoise), 4962 nucleotides long. RefSeq names its product proprotein convertase subtilisin/kexin type 9 (gene PCSK9). Lineage: Eukaryota; Metazoa; Chordata; Testudines; Testudinidae. Gene Ontology annotation, molecular function: serine-type endopeptidase activity. The record is from RefSeq and is a predicted model, not a curated record. Gene Ontology annotation, biological process: proteolysis.